CACGGUUCGUCCCCCCACGUCCACUCUGCUCUCAACGAUCAUCUCAACCUGCGCCUCCAGACUCAAUGGCCUCUCCGCUCGCCGACGUCGCCGCUCUCCGACUCUUCGCCUUCGACCGCGUUCUCAACUACGAUGCUGCAACGCAGACCAUCGUCCUCCUCGGCUCUUUCCCUGCAGCGGAUGGUGCCAGCGAGCGCAGCCCUGCCAUUGUGCGCAUCGAAAAGGCUGCGCUCCCCGUUGACCAGCCCGCCGCUCUCCUCGAGAGCGCCAUCGCCGACGUGCGCUUGAUCGAGAACAACGAUAUCUAUACCUGGCUGCUUGGCUGGCUCGCGCCCUCCGCCGCCCGCCCCGAUGUCAAGAUCAACAUCAUCUGUCCUGCCACAGACGUCCACAUCCGCAAGUACACGGCGCAGAAGUUCGUCGUCGUCCACGAGACUCCUGCCCUAUAUGAGCGCAUCGUGAAACCCUACAUCGAUGCGUUCCCCGCUUCUCGCACUAAAUGGGUCCGUGAUAUCCUAGAAGGCCGUUCCGAAGCCGACAAGGUCCUCCACCGUGACAGUCACCCCGAGUUUGGCUACGUCCUCCUCCCCGACAUGAAGUGGGACUUGACAACGCUCAGCUCGCUCUACCUCGUCGCCAUCGCGUCGUCGCCCGCCAUAUGCAGUCUCAGGAACCUCACCAGGGCACACUUGCCCAUGCUCAAGAGCAUCCGGCGUGAGGCCCACAAAGCGGUCAACGACAAGUGGGGCCUUGAGCGCGGGGCUCUGCGUCUUUUCGUCCACUAUCAGCCCAGCUACUAUCAAUUUCACGUGCACAUCGUCAACGUCGAGUACCAAGGCCUACUCGGCAUGACCGUCGGCCAGGCGCACCUGCUGGACGACAUAAUCUCCCUGCUCGAGCUGAGCCCCGAUGACGGCCCCUCGAUCCUUGCGCGCAUGACGCUCACCUACGGCCUGGGCGACCAGCACGGGCUGUACGAACCGAUGCGCGCCGCCCAGGUCGACUUGCACGACUGAAUGCGCGACAUCAUGAUGUCCAAGUGAAGUGCUCCCAGAAAUUUGUCUUUUUCUUCUCUCUAUGACUGCUGUUCGCGGAACGUGGAGCCCCGCAUGACUCUCGUUAUCGAGAGUAAGCCCAGAUGUGGGUUUACGAGCCGACUCGGCUC
Messenger RNA from Rhodofomes roseus, 1165 nucleotides. RefSeq names its product scavenger mRNA decapping enzyme. The transcript is spliced from 7 exons. NCBI's taxonomy places the organism in Eukaryota, Fungi, Basidiomycota, Agaricomycetes, Polyporales, Fomitopsidaceae. Gene Ontology annotation, biological process: deadenylation-dependent decapping of nuclear-transcribed mRNA. Gene Ontology annotation, cellular component: P-body; nucleus. Bases 66 to 1016 code for a protein of 316 amino acids. The record is from RefSeq and is a predicted model, not a curated record. Gene Ontology annotation, molecular function: RNA 7-methylguanosine cap binding; hydrolase activity.